Messenger RNA from Neocloeon triangulifer, 1184 nucleotides. It is a transcript of the gene mRpS2, whose product is annotated as small ribosomal subunit protein uS2m. Gene Ontology annotation, biological process: translation. The coding region runs from base 96 to 836 and encodes 246 amino acids. The transcript is spliced from 4 exons. Gene Ontology annotation, cellular component: ribosome; mitochondrial small ribosomal subunit. Lineage: Eukaryota; Metazoa; Arthropoda; Insecta; Ephemeroptera; Baetidae. Gene Ontology annotation, molecular function: structural constituent of ribosome. The record is from RefSeq and is a predicted model, not a curated record.
UUCACCAGCUGCUCGACUCGUCGCCGCUCUGCGAGUGCGAUUGAUACAAAUUUAUUCUGUUUACGUUCCCUACAUCUCUGAAGUUUUCUAGCGAAAUGCAGAAAACCUGCAAAAAUAUGUUUGCCCUUCGAACACAAAUAAGAAAAUGUUCAGCCCAGGCAGCUUUGGCGAAUCGUGGACCUGCACCAUCGACACAAGAAUCUCCGCAAACUGCUUUAUUUGAUAUGGAGCCCCUGAAGCAAGCCGAUUACUUUGGAGUGCAGAAGCUGGUAAAAAUAAACGACCUGUUUGAAGCCAAGGUGCAUUUGGGACACAUGGAGGGGUCUCUCCACCCAGCCAUGCGACCCUACAUGUAUGGCUCGAGGCUCGGCCACUGCGUUUUUGACCUGGAUACCACCGCGUCGCUGCUGCGGAGAAGCCUUCAUGUUCUGGCCAAUGUGGUGUACAGAGACGGCGUGGUUUUGUUCUUGUCUCCGCCAAGUCAGGGACCGACAGCCAGAGCCACCGAACUCUGUGCUCAGCGCUGCAAAGAGUUUUCGCACGUCCGCAAGUGGAGAGAAGGAACUUUCACCAACUCUGAAAAAAAGUUUGGUCUGGUUACGAGACUGCCAGAUUUGUGCAUUUUCAUUGGAACGCCGCACGACGCUAUUGUAGAAUGUGCUAAAAUGAAUAUUCCCAGCAUUGGGAUUGUCGACUCGAAUACAGACCCCACAUACAUUACCUACCACAUACCUGGCAACGACGAUUCGGCCAGCUCUAUCAACUACUUUUGCAAACUUUUCUCCAACACCAUCAACCUCGUCAAGGCAAAGAAAAAUGACAAGAAGUCAAACUAGUGCUCGAUGUUCAUUAAGCUGUGCUGCAUUAGGAUUUCAAUAAAAGAAAAGAAUAAAUAAUGAAUUUUUAUACUGAAAUAAAUUCCAAAUUCAUCAGAUUAGGGUUGCCAUCUCCGUCACUAAAUUUUUUUAGAUGGCCUAUGGCUUUUGAGAUUUUAUGUUUGCGGAACAUUAUGGAAACCCUAAUAAUAAAAUUGUAUUCCCGUCUCUAUGCAACAGGCGGUGGUUUUCCUGUGUGAAAGCUUGCCUGCCUGAAUCAUCCAUUGCAAUAGAGAAUUGAGAAAAAAUCAAUAUUUAGAUUUGAGGCGCAUGUGUGAAUUUGAUUUGCCGCAAUGUAAAAUAAUAUUC